Molecule: messenger RNA, 2700 nt
Organism: Chroicocephalus ridibundus (black-headed gull)
Lineage: Eukaryota; Metazoa; Chordata; Aves; Charadriiformes; Laridae
Product: leukocyte elastase inhibitor-like
Exons: 7
Coding region: 407-1543 (378 amino acids)
Biological process (GO): negative regulation of endopeptidase activity; negative regulation of interleukin-1 beta production
Molecular function (GO): serine-type endopeptidase inhibitor activity
Source: RefSeq, a predicted model, not a curated record
UUGGUGGUUGUUUUUUGGCGUUGUGUUUGUGGGGUUUUUUUUAGCAUAGAGCUAGAUAAAAGAACAUUGCAAAGAUGCAGGACGUUUAUCCUUUUGGCGGUGGAAGCAGAUAGUGAUAUUUUGCUAAAGACUGUGCUGGAACUACCCAAGUUCUGCUGCAGACUCCUCCGCGUAGCUGGGUCUGGACAGUACUUGCCAACAGCAUUACUGGGCUGCUCCCCUGGCUGCUGGGGGCAGAUGCACAAGUACCCGCGGCUAAAAUGAAACCCCUUGAGGAAGGAGGAAACAAGCUAGAUAACAGCCAAACCCCAAAGUCCAGCUGCAAAGAGAAGCAGGAGUCUGAGCUGGGCCAGCAGGAAGGUUUUCCAGCAUCGAGCGGUACUGCUAGUAGCCCUUAGCUAUAACCAUGGAGAACCUGCGUAAUGCCAACAGCAGAUUUGCACUCGAUCUGCUCAGAAGGUUCAAUGAAACCAACCCGGCAGGAAAUGUUUUCUUCUCCCCUGCCAGUGUCUCUGCUGCUCUCGCCAUGGUCCUUUUAGGGGCCAAAGGUAACACAGAGGCACAGGUGCUGAAGACGCUUCAUUUUGACGAAGUUGAAGAUGUUCAUUCAAGAUUUCAGGCUCUGACUACGGAUAUAAACAGAAGCAACGCUCCCUAUCUCUUACGACUUGCCAAUCGGCUUUUCGGAGAGAAGUCCUACAGCUUUUUGCCGGAUUUCCUGACUAACACUCAGAAAUUAUAUGGAGCUGAUUUGGCUACAGUUGAUUUUCUUCAGGCUUCUGAUGAAGCCAGGAAAGAAAUUAACCAGUGGAUAGAGGAGAAAACUGAAGGUAAAAUCCCUAAUCUGCUGUCCGAAGGCUCAGUUGACAGCAUGACCAGGCUCGUGCUGGUGAAUGCUAUUUAUUUCAAAGGGAACUGGGCAGAGAAAUUUAAUGAAGCCGACACCACUGACAUGCCAUUUCGGUUAAAUAAGAAUGAAAGAAAGACAGUGAAAAUGAUGUAUCAGAAAAAGAAAUUUCCUUUUGGGUAUAUCCCUGAAGCAAAGAUCCGCGUUUUAGAGCUGCCUUACGAUGGAAGAGAACUUAGUAUGAUCAUCCUGUUACCUGAUGACAUUGAAGAUGACUCCACUGGACUGCAGAAGCUGGAAAAGGAGCUUACCGUAGAGAAGCUCCAGGAAUGGACACGUCCAGAGCAUCUGUAUUCCUCUGAUGUUCAUGUGCGUUUGCCAAAGUUUAAGCUAGAAGAAAGCUAUGACCUUAAAUCAGAUUUAGCCGCUAUGGGCUUGUUGGAUGUGUUUGACAACGGCAAGGCUGACUUGUCAGGAAUGUCAGGGGCACGUGACCUCUUUCUCUCCAAAAUUGUCCACAAGGCUUUUGUAGAAGUGAAUGAGGAAGGCACAGAAGCUGCAGCUGCCACUGCUGGCAUUGCUAUGCUCUGCAUGGUUAUCGAAGAGGAUUUCAAUGCUGACCAUCCUUUCCUUUUCUUUAUUCGCCACAACCCAACGCAAAGCAUACUUUUCUUCGGCCGAUACGCUUCUCCAUAAAAGAGAACUUGGCAUUUGCAGACCAGUUCCUGCUGUAGUCAAUGAAAGCUUUACUCCCAAACAAGUGGGAUUUUGAUGUAGGAAGUUAACGCUCCUGGCUUGAGUUCCUGGUAACUUCGACUGAGAUUCUGCUUUUCCCAUUAAAACAGGCCCAGAGAAACUGAGGAAUAAUUUUUUUUCUUUCUUGAGAUUGACAUAAUCUUUAAUAACUAGGAAAAUUUUAACCGUAGGCAGAAGAAAUCUUUUCAGAUUGGACUAGAAAUACCCUUGAAAGAAACUUGUGCCUUUUAAAGCACGGGAUCACCCUGUAUGCAUCCUUGUGUGGGUUUCUCUGUGUUGGCAGACCCCUGUUGUGAUAAAUUUAUAAUAAUCUAGUCAUUCCUUAUGCAUGUAUACUAGGAUGUUCUUGCAAAGGUAUUCCUCCUCUAAAGUCUUGCUUUCCAAAGAUAUCUUAGGCACCAAAAGGCAUGUUCCUGAACAGCUGAGUUUACCCAAUUCUGUCGUGAACUAGAAGGUCAGAUAACAUUUGUUUAGAGACAGCUAUUAAUAGAGAAAGGAUUAGGCUAUUUAAACAAAAGUAACCCCUUCCAGUCAUUAGCCAAAAAACUUGUGGCUUUUGAAUGAGGAGGAGGAGAGGAAAUGAGUAACAAUUCUAGGUGACAUGUUUAAGGAGGAUUUUUAAAAUGUGUAGUCUGGCGCCUUUUUAGUUAUUGAAAAACAUGAAAAUGUGUCAGGACUUAGAGGUGUUAGGUGCUUGAAGCUAAUGGAUGCCUUGCUGCAAGUUCAGAAGCUUUCAAUAUGACAUUAGAUUCUGGCCAGAACCUAUGUCAUCCUCAAAAAAUACUGCGGCUUCCCAGAGGAUGACUGUGUAUAAUCUGCAAUAAAUAUUUGAUAAUGUCUCUUUACGUACCAAGGAUUCAGCAUUUACAGAGCUGACUUCCACUGCCUCUUUAUACACAACAGCUGUAUGCCUGGGAGCCACUGUGAUUACACACUGGUAGUCGUCUGUGUUUAUUUCUGGAGGUUAUUUGCUUGUGUAUAUCUUGGGUACUGUAACAUUUGCCUUCACAACCUCAGUUCUAAGCGGGGCACAAUAAUUUCUGUAAUUGCAAACUGUAUAUUAACUUUGUCUUUAAGCAACAAAUAAAAAUCUUCUU